Macrobrachium nipponense is the source of this 694-nucleotide messenger RNA. RefSeq names its product rhodanese domain-containing protein CG4456-like. The record is from RefSeq and is a predicted model, not a curated record. Bases 141 to 494 code for a protein of 117 amino acids. The transcript is spliced from 4 exons. NCBI's taxonomy places the organism in Eukaryota, Metazoa, Arthropoda, Malacostraca, Decapoda, Palaemonidae.
CAGGUGGGUGUUCCUCCGGUGAGUGUCUGCUACUCUGCUUUAGUCAACACAAAGCAACUCGUUAACGUUGCUGACAAAAGACGUCUUCACAGCCUCUCCUACAGAGAUAACCGGAACAGACUUUUCUGCACACCUAUACAAUGUCUGGAGAUAUCACUUUCGAUGAACUCUCAGGAAAGAAGGACUCCUUCAAAAUCAUUGACGUGAGGAACCCAGGGGAGCUGGAGAGCGAAGGACACAUACCGGGAGCCUACAACAUUCCAAUGCCCGAGCUCGAAGAAGCUCUGAAGCUCGACAAUGAGGGCUUCUCAGCUAAAUAUGGCUUCGACAAACCGGGAGCAGGGGAUACAGUUAUCACGCACUGCCAAAAAGGCGGAAGAGCUCGGAAGGCUGGAGACUUAAUGGCUGGCAGCGGACUGACUGUGAGAGUCUACGUUGGUUCCUUCGAUGACUGGAAAGCAAAAGGUGGUGAGAUCGCCAAGGGAAAACCUUGAGAAUUACAACAGCUAUGCAUGCAUCCUUUAUCUGUGUCUUUUGUGAUCUUGUAUUUUUGUCUGUGAAACGUGAUUUUUCUAUAAUAAACUACUCUCCUUGGAGAGUAGUUUAUCACCAGUAUAAACAAGGUCUCUGUAACGAAGCACAUUGUUAACUGACAUUUAAAGUUUUCUUUAGUAAAAGAUAAAUGGAAUUUCAA